This is a messenger RNA of Sinocyclocheilus grahami, 4995 nucleotides long. Its product is annotated as vitellogenin-like. Gene Ontology annotation, molecular function: lipid carrier activity. Gene Ontology annotation, biological process: cellular response to estrogen stimulus; lipid transport; response to estradiol. The transcript is spliced from 33 exons. The coding region runs from base 16 to 4929 and encodes 1637 amino acids. The record is from RefSeq and is a predicted model, not a curated record. Lineage: Eukaryota; Metazoa; Chordata; Actinopteri; Cypriniformes; Cyprinidae.
CACAAACCACCAGCCAUGAGAGCUGUUGUGCUUGCCUUGACCCUAGCCUUUGUGGCGAGUCAACAGAUUAACCUUGUUCCAGAGUUUGCCCCUGAUAAGACCUAUGUGUACAACUAUGAGGCUCUACUCUUGGGCGGUCUUCCUCAAGAAGGUCUGGCCAGAGCAGGUAUAAAAGUCAACAGUAAGGUUCACCUCAGUGCAGUCACCGAGAACACCUUCCUGAUGAAGCUCAUGGAUCCUCUAAUCCACGAGUAUGCUGGUAUUUGGCCCAAGGAUCCAUUUGUUCCUGCCACUAAGCUCACCUCAGCACUGGCUGCUCAGCUUCAGAUUCCCAUCAAGUUUGAGUAUGCUAAUGGUGUGGUUGGAAAGGUAUUUGCCCCGGCAGGAGUCUCCCCUACGGUACUGAAUUUACACAGAGGUAUCCUCAACAUCCUUCAGCUCAACCUCAAGAGGACCCAGAACAUCUAUGAACUGCAAGAGGCUGGAGCUCAGGGAGUGUGCAGGACCCACUAUGUCAUCAAUGAGGAUCCAAAGACCAACCACAUUACCGUUACCAAGUCUAAGGAUCUGAGCCACUGCCAGGAGAGAAUCAUGAAGGAUGUUGGCUUGGCAUACACUGAGAGGUGUGCUGAAUGCACAAAGAGGGUCAAGAGUCUGAUUGAAACUGCAACUUACAAUUACAUUAUGAAACCAUCUUCCACUGGUGCACUGAUCACUGAGGCAACAGUUGAGGAAGUGCAUCAGUUUUCACCCUUCAAUGAGAUCCAUGGUGCAGCAAUGAUGGAAGCAAAACAAAUCUUGGCUUUUGUUGAGAUAGAAAAGACCCCUGUUGUUCCAAACAAAGCUGAUUACAUGGCCCGUGGAUCCCUGCAAUAUGAGUUUUCAACUGAGAUUCUUCAGACUCCCAUCCAACUCAUAAAGAUCAGCAAUGCACCAGCACAGAUUGUGGAGGUCCUGAAGCACUUGGUUGUGAACAAUGUGGCCAUGGUCCAUGAUGACGCUCCACUUAAGUUUGUUCAGCUCGUUCAGCUCCUGCGUGCUGCCACCCUGGAGAAUAUUGAGGAUAUCUGGACUCAGUUCAAGAAUGAACCAGUGUACAGGCGCUGGAUUCUAGAUGCUCUUCCUGCUGUUGGCACACCAGUCAUUGUAAAAUUCAUCAAGGAGAAGUUCCUGGCUGGUGAACUUACCCUUCCAGAGUUCAUUCAGGCUCUUGUGGUUGCUUUGCAAAUGGUCACUGCUGAUUUGGACACCAUCCAGUUGACAGCUAGUUUGGCUUGGCAUGAGAAACUCUCCACAAUCCCAGCUCUGCAUGACGUUGUAAUGCUCGGAUAUGGUUCCAUGAUUGCCAAGCACUGUGUUGAAGUUCCCACUUGCUCUGCCGAGCUCCUCGGGCCCAUCCAUGAGAUUGCUGCAGAAGCUACUUCUAAGAAUAACAUUCCUGAAAUCACUUUGGCUCUUAAAGUUCUGGGCAAUGCUGGUCAUCCUGCUAGUCUUAAACCCAUCAUGAAGCUCCUGCCUGGAAUGAGAACUGCAGCUACAUCUCUGCCCCUUAGUGUUCAGGUUGAUGCCAUCUUGGCCCUGAGGAACAUUGCCAAGAAAGAGCCCAAACUGGUUCAGCCAGUGGCCCUGCAGCUUGUAUUGGACAGAUCUCUCCACCCAGAAGUUCGCAUGGUUGCUUGUAUUGUGUUGUUUGAAACCAAGCCCUCAGUGGCUCUCAUGUCAAGUCUUGCUGGUUCUUUAAAGACUGAAACUAACAUGCAGGUUGCGAGCUUUACCUAUUCCCACAUCAAGUCCUUGACCAGAAUCACUGCUCCUGAUAUGGCAGCUGUUGCUGGUGCAGCUCAUGUUGCUAUCAAGCUUUUGAGUCCCAAGCUGGACAGGCUUAGUUUUCAGUUCAGCAGAGCCCUUAAGUUUGACAUCUAUCACACUCCACUUAUGGUUGGAGCUGCUGGCAGUGCCUACAUGAUCAAUGAUGCUGCCACCAUCCUGCCCAGAGCUGUUGUAGCUAAAACACGUGCUUAUCUGGCUGGAGCUGCUGCUGAUGUUCUUGAGAUUGGAGUGAGAACUGAAGGAAUCCAGGAGGCUCUUCUGAAAUCUCCUGCUGCAGAUGAAAGUGUUGACCGUAUCACAAAGAUUAAGCGCACCCUGAGAGCACUCAUAAAUUGGAAGGCUCUGCCAACCAGUCAACCACUGGCUUCAGCCUAUGUCAAACUGUUUGGACAGGAGGUGGCUUUUGCCAGAAUUGACAGGACCAUCAUUGAACAAGCAAUAUCGCUUGCCACUGGACCCAAAUCACGUGAAUUGUUGAAGGCGGCUCUUAAAGCUUUGCAGGAAGGAAUUGCCUUGCAGUAUGCCAAACCCCUGCUUAUAGCUGAAAUGCGUCGUAUCUUGCCAACAGCAGUUGGUUUGCCCAUGGAGCUCAGUAUGUACUCUGCUGCUGUUGGUGCUGCAUCCAUCAAUGUCCAGGCCACCAUUACACCUCCUCUCCCUGAGGAGAUUGAGACUAUGACUCUUGAGCAGCUGAAGAAGACUGAUGUUCAACUCCAAGCUGAAGCUAGACCAAGGUACACUUUUACAAAUGCAUUAAAUACUGUAUGCAAAUAUGGUUUUCAAAAACACAAUCUCUCUUAUUCUUAUUGCAGUAUUGCUGUGCAUAAAUUUGCUGUGAUGGGAGUGAACACUGCCUUGAUCCAAGCUGCUGUUAUGGCUAGAGGAAAGAUCCGUACAAUUGCUCCUGGAAAAGUGGCUGUAAGAGCAGACAUUCUCAAGGGCAACUACAAGGUGGAGGCUCUGCCUGUCGAGGUUCCUGAACAUAUCGCUGCUAUGAGCUUUGAGACUCUUGCAGUGGCCAGAAAUAUUGAAGAUCCUACUGCUGAGAGGAUUGUUCAAUUGGUACCGGAGUUGUCAUUGCAAAACCGCCAGACAGAUCUUGCUGGAUCGUCAUCUGAGAUCCUUGAUCCUGAGAUGCCACCUGAGGCUCCUGUGAGAGCUUCUGCUCCAUUUGACAAGACUCUCUGUCUUGCUGUCCCAUACAUUGAAAUCAAGGGAUGCGUUGAGGUGCACUCUCACAAUGCUGCUUUUAUCAGAAAUGAUCCUCUGUUCUACAUAAUUGGACAACACUCAGCACGUGCUACAGUGGCAAGAGCUGAAGGUCCUACAGUUGAAAGACUGGAACUUGAAGUCCAAGUUGGUCCUAGAGCUGCUGAGAGGCUCCUUAAGCAAAUCAGUCUCAUUGAUGAGGAGACUCCAGAAGGGAAGGCCUUCUUGUUGAAAUUGAGGGAAAUCCUGGAGACUGAAGAUAAAAACAGGCCCAUUUCUUCUGAAAGCAACAGCAACAGCAGCAGUUCAAGCUCCUCCAUGUCCAGCUCUCGUGUGACAGAGACUGCCAAUCCCAUAGACCCCUUCAAGAAAUUCCACAAAGAUCAGUACAUGGCACACCAUGGAUCCUCAAAGGCAGUAAGCAGUGGAAGCGCUGCAUCUAGUUUUGAGCGUUUCCAGAAACAGGCUAAAUAUCUUGGGAAUACUGUUCCACCAGUUUUUGUCAUCAUUGCCCGUGCUGUUAGAGUAGAUCGCAAGUUGUUGGGUUACCAGCUUGCAGCUUUCUUUGACAAGCCAUCUGCAAGGGUGCAGCUCAUUGCUUCUUCCAUUGCUGAGAAUGACAACUGGAAGUUGUGUGCUGAUGGUGUCCUGCUGAGCAAGCACAAAGUCACUACCAAGGUUGCCUGGGGUACAGAGUGUCAACAAUAUGCAGUCAUUACUAAAGCUGAAGCUGGAAUACUUGGAGAAUUCCCUGCUGUCCGUCUAGAGUGGGAAUGGGAGGAGCUUCCAAUUUUAAUCACCAACUAUGCCAAAAAGCUGUCUAAGCAUAUUCCUAUGGCAGCGUUACAGGCAGGGUUCAGGUUUGAAAGAGCCACAAACAGUGAGAAGGAGAUUGAACUGACUGUGGCCUUGCCCAGUAAAAGGUCCCUGAAUGUCAUAGUAAGGGUUCCAGAGAUGACACUGUCAAGGAUAGCUAUUCCUCUCCCUGUCACUGUACCCAUCAAUCCAGAUGGAACUCUUUCUAUUCAUAUUGAUCAAGACAUUCUGUUCAGAGUCCAGAACUAUAUCUAUGAUUGCACCACAGCACAAUGCAGCAUGAUGCAGGACACAAUCACUACGUUCAACAACAGGAGGUACAAGAACGAAAUGCCCAUUUCUUGCUACCAAGUCUUGGCUCAGGACUGCACACCUGAGCUGAAAUUUGUUGUUCUCUUGAAGAAGGAUGAGGAGUCUGAAGAAAACCACCUGAACAUUAAACUUGCUGAUAUCAAUGUCGACCUGUAUGCUUUGGGCACCCAGGCAAAAGUUAAAAUUAAUGAAAUGGAAGUGCCCAUCAGCAGCCUUCCCUACCAGCAUCCCUCAGGCUCCAUCCAGAUCCGGGAGAAGGCUGAUGGUUUGUCACUUUAUGCUUCUGGUCAUGGGCUUCAGGAAGUCUACUUUGCCAGUGGUCAUUGGAAGAUCCAAGUUGCAGACUGGAUGAAAGGACAGACUUGUGGACUCUGUGGAAAAGCUGAUGGGGAAAUCAGACAGGAGUACACCACACCCAGUGGAUACCUGACCAAGAAUUCAGUGAGCUUUGCCCACUCAUGGGUGCUUCCUGCUGAGAGCUGCCGUGAUGCCAGCCAAUGCCGUAUGAAACUUGAAUCGGUGAAGUUGGAGAAGCAGGUGAUAUUGAAUGGCCAGGAAUCUAAAUGCUACUCUGUUGAGCCUGUGCUGCGCUGUCUGCCAGGCUGUAAACCAAUCAGAACCACCCCUGUCACUAUUGGAUACCACUGCCUGUCCACACUCUCUAACCUCAACAUGCUUGAUGGAAUUUAUGAGAAGAGUGUAGACUUGAGAGAGACUACAGAUGCUCAUGUGGCCUGUCGCUGCAGUGAACAGUGUGCUUAAACCCACUUCUUGGCUCAGUAGUACCUAAUACAACAAUUGAAGCAAUUUAAUUGAUUUUCAAUAAAU